GCGCGGCUUGGGAGGCGCCUUUCGUCUCGCUAACCUUACUCUUCAUCUUUGUUCCUUUUCUUAUCUUUUUCUUUUCUCCUGCUGCUCGAUAAAUAGACGUACCUGUUUGUAAGAAGAAAAGGAAAAGGGAAAACCUCCACGAUGGCGGCGCUGUGUGCGGGGGAUGCACACGUUUGAUGUUACUGCUGCAAGCUUUGUUUUGCGCAUUUCAAACCAACCAAGCAAACGACACUAGCAAGCAAAGAGGUGAAGGAUGCCAUUAUUUCGUCUGUUGCUUGAUGGCCGUGGCGAAUCUCGCGUUGACGGCGCGUUCCAUACCGGUGCCGGCAUGCGCGGUGCUCGUUGCUCUUGGGUGCGCCGGUGUUUCUACACUCGUGUUAGCGCGGAUCCUGCCCACUCUCAUCACCGAAGUUGUUGUCUACAGGAAAGCCAGGUCCGUCGCGUAGUUGUCCUCGCUGGGCGCGUCCCGGCGCAUCGUCUCACUUCGAUACUUACCAUCGCGCCUCCCCCUUCUCUUCUCUCCGCCUCUCCUCUUCUUCUGUUGCAGCAGUUCCGUUGGCUGACGUCGUCAAUUCCAGUAGCUGUGUGGAUCGGCGUACGCCGCAGCCGCUGCUCGUAUUCGGAGGUUUUGUUUGUUUGUUUCCUGUGCGAAGUCGCCUCGAGGAAAGCGACGGAAGGAAGAUCAUCACAAGCAGCAGCAACAAGAAGGGUCGCCAACGCCGCUGGAUCGUCAUGUUCGCGGCUCGACGCAGCGCCGUGCUCUUGCAGGCCGCCACGCCUGGCAAGGUCAUCCACUACACGCCCGGCAGCUUCAACUUAGUGCCGAAGAAGUACACCGUAGGGAAGCGCAUCGCCGUGCGCUCUUACCUCGAUCGCAACCGCACGGAGCUCUCAGACCGCACAUACAUGCCGCAGAAGUACUGGUUUCGCGCCUAUGACCAGCAGGAAGACCGCUUCCAGCGCGAGCACGAGCGUCUCAGCUACCGCUUUUACAACAUGGAAACGAAGAUGAUUUGGAAGGUGUUCGACACGCCGGAGCUGGUGGGCAUGCUGCUGCACGACGCGACGAUCCAAGGCAACCGCGACCUGUACAGCAAGGACUUCCUCGAUGCGGCGCUGCACUACACACGAGAGGCGCGCUACUGGCGCUGCAUUGGCAUUACGAAGCCGUUUUAUGACAAGAACACGCUGCGCGCACACUGCUGGGAGGACAACGGGCUGCAGGUCGGCACCCUCGUCGUGUCGCAGGCGAUGCGGCACGCCCUGAUGGACCUCGAGCGCGCCGUGCGCCGCAAGGAGCUCGGGCUCGAGCCGAACUACCUGUGGGAUCGCUGGGGGCCGAUCGGCUUCAUCGACGGGGCCCGGGCGGACUACCUCCCGCGCUUUGAGCACAACCCCUUCGUCGAUCCCGACGGCGUCGACGUGACGGAGCUGGACGUGCUGCCCUUCAACACCCAUGAGCAGAUCAAGGAGCGGUACAGCGAGUUCAUCGAGCCCGACACGACGCCGUUUGCGGAUGUCUUUCUGAGUCCUGGCCACGGCUCCCUCACCACGUUGGCGGACAUCCCCAACAAGGAGGUGGCGGGGCUUUACACGGAGCUGAAAAUGAAGGCCGGCACGCCCGUAGCGCACGACGCGGUUGAGUUGACCCCAGCCGACGUGCGAGCGAUGUUUUACCUCAGCGCCGACCCGCGCUGGCGGGCGCUGGCGGAGGACAAAACCUCCUGGGAGGAGGUCACCGACGCGCUGCAUCCCGUACAGGCGGAGCUGGACGAGAAGAUCGAUGCAGCUCGCCUGCUGCAGAACACGCGACACAGCCCGGAGCGGGUCCGCGCCUUCUUUGAGGAGAAGUGCGGCUUUCACGAUUUCAUGUACACCCCGGACAAGACGAUCACCGCGGCGGUGCUGUGCUACUUGACGGACCUGCGCCGCAUCUGCGUCGAGACAACGUGGGGGGCGGACCUGGCGCGGUGUCUGACGGACGUGGAGCGGCUGCAGGUGAUGGGGCGGGACGCCUUUGUUGUCUACCGUCACAUCGAGGACGCUAUCUUGGACAAGAAGCGCCGUCUGUGGGCGAGCCGGUUCGCGGGUGAGGCGCACGAAGAGAGUACCCUUGAUUACCUGCUCGAGAACUUCGGGCGCCGCACGGAGCGGCCGCGCAACGUCGGCACCUCCGGCGUGGAGUUCGAUCGGGAGCAGGAGCCGAUUGGGCGGCAGGUGCAGCGCCGUGUGCUGGACGCGGAUAAGGCGAACAAACUGGCCGAGAUGCGCCGCAGCCGGGGUAAGAUGUGGUCGAAGAAGACGAGCGUGUUCGAUGCGUUGCAUGAGAAGCAGCUGCAGAACUUCAGCUACGGCGUACGGUGA
Leptomonas pyrrhocoris is the source of this 2364-nucleotide messenger RNA. RefSeq lists its product as hypothetical. The record is from RefSeq and is a predicted model, not a curated record. The transcript has a single exon. Lineage: Eukaryota; Euglenozoa; Kinetoplastea; Trypanosomatida; Trypanosomatidae. The coding region runs from base 733 to 2364 and encodes 543 amino acids.